UUUGAUAUAUUCAGUCAUAUACUGUAUUCAAUGGAAAAAUUGUCGAAAAUGUCUGAAUCGGCUAAAGAGUUGAAAACAUCCGUUAAGACUAUCACUAGACUAAAGAGACAAUUAAGUCCAGCGGUGAACAUAAAUGUCAAACCAAAGAGUGAAGAUCAUGAAAGACGAAGAUAUGAUAGAGUGGCUAAAAUGUUGGCCCAACAGAACAUGAAGAAUACCAAGGAUUCAACAAAACAAUUGAAAUCUUCGGCCAAACAGAUGGAAAACAAAAGCAUUGUCACCGACGAGACUUACAGAAAGUUGAUAACAGAUCUGAUGAAAAAACCUCAUCCAGACUUCAAUUCACAGUUGACUGUAACAGAGAUUUUGCAUCUCAAGAGUCAAUUGAAUAAUUUGAAGAAUUUAAAUGACAAAUCAAAAAGAAAUUAA
Messenger RNA from Oppia nitens, 429 nucleotides. RefSeq lists its product as uncharacterized. The coding region runs from base 31 to 429 and encodes 132 amino acids. NCBI's taxonomy places the organism in Eukaryota, Metazoa, Arthropoda, Arachnida, Sarcoptiformes, Oppiidae. The record is from RefSeq and is a predicted model, not a curated record. The transcript has a single exon.